GCUGUGCAGGUGCAAGCAUCACCACAUUGUAAGAGCACAUAAUAUAAUAUUUCAUUCCUUGACGUACGACGAAAACAGCAAAGCAGGGACCAACAAUGAUGAUUUCAGUCUGCCUCACCUUACUCUGCUUUUGGGUGGCACAAGAUAUUGCCAGCUGUGAUAAAACUCCAACACCCGUUGACUUCUUGACUGUAGAACUGGGUGAUAGCGUUACAUUGAACUGCACCUACAAUUGCUCAUCAGGAUUUGUCCAUGGCUACUGGAGUACAGCAUCAAAUAACUCUGAUUGUACUGAAAUAUCUAGAAAUGGUACCUUUUGCACUGUGGCGGUCUGUCUAUCAGUUGUGUCUGCUGAAGAUGUAAAAGAGAACUACACUUGCUACACAGAAGAUCGAGAGCACCCUCAACUUUUGCAAAAAACAGAGCGAAUAAUUUCCCUUCAAGUUCGAAGAAAAAUCCCACACUGGACAGUUGCCCCAAAGACUGACACUAAAAAUGUAUCUUUUUCUGCUGAGACAAAACAUUCAAGCGGAGGGGAAUUUACUGGGAUCAAGGUUUUGGCAACAGUCACUGUUACAGUGGCCAUGGUUCUUGCAGGACUGGCUGUCUACCUGUGUGUGAAUCGGAACAGACAGAACUGGAAUGGUAAAGGAGAAUCAGGUGUGUCAAGGUCAUGCUUACCACAACCACCAAAUGUUCCUCUCUUGCCAUUAAAAGGAACACCAUCGAUACAGAGUGAGAGAGUUACUGUGAGGAUUCCUCCACCUGAUAAUGAGAGUGAGACUGAAGUUCCAUAUGCUGACAUAAUGAUCACCGUCCGAGGGGUCAGUACACCAGAGCUCACCCAGGUCGGCUACUUGGCAACGGGAGAGAGGAGGGGAGAUGAAUCAAGAGCUCACCUGCAAGCCUCUCGUUCAGCUGACAGACUACACGUGCCCCAGCCUAGAGAGGUCAGCCGCAAGAUGAGCACCAACUCUGAGUACGCAGUCAUCACAUAUGCCUGAAUUCGUUUGAUGCUGUUUGAUGAGAAGAGGAAAGAAGAAAAACGUGUUUUGUUAUAUAUGCUUCCAUUCGCUCUUUUGUUAAAAUUUUUAUACAAACCAAAUAUUCAUACUUUUUAUUCUUUGCGUGUGCUGUGUCUAUACUAAAAUAUGCAUUUAAUAAAGGCAUUACUUUUCGUGA
Melanotaenia boesemani (Boeseman's rainbowfish) is the source of this 1182-nucleotide messenger RNA. RefSeq lists its product as uncharacterized. Lineage: Eukaryota; Metazoa; Chordata; Actinopteri; Atheriniformes; Melanotaeniidae. The record is from RefSeq and is a predicted model, not a curated record. The transcript has 10 exons. The coding region runs from base 96 to 1004 and encodes 302 amino acids.